AUGGUCAACAAGCGCACUAUGCCUACACAGAAACCACAAUUGUUUCCUCGGGCGGAGAGGCCAUCGUCCAUCGCAGAACUUGUAGAGCGUGCCAAUCUAGACGAAUGGAUACACGCUCAGGCAAGUAAUCUGGAACUGACAAAUUCCGUUAAAGCAGUUGCAGACCUUAUCGACGCAUGUAGUCAUCUGGAGCUGGAGGAUCUAAUAGAGAUAUACACUGGUCAGGUGGAUGAGAGGCUGCUGGAAGAGAAGUUUCUCCAGCUCAUUCGAGUGGCUGGCCUGCUGUUCGACGUCUUUCCAGCACACAGUCAAUACAAAGCGAUACUGGAGACUGAUGAAUUUGAAACGGCGAGCCUACCAUUCCAUGCUAUACUAAGUGUCCUUGUUAAUCGUAAUCAAACUUGA
This is a messenger RNA of Psilocybe cubensis, 405 nucleotides long. RefSeq lists its product as uncharacterized. The transcript has a single exon. The coding region runs from base 1 to 405 and encodes 134 amino acids. The record is from RefSeq and is a predicted model, not a curated record. Lineage: Eukaryota; Fungi; Basidiomycota; Agaricomycetes; Agaricales; Agrocybaceae.